Messenger RNA from Cherax quadricarinatus, 1528 nucleotides. The record is from RefSeq and is a predicted model, not a curated record. Lineage: Eukaryota; Metazoa; Arthropoda; Malacostraca; Decapoda; Parastacidae.
CACAAUUAAAUCCAAAUAAUGCUGUGACUUACCAUGUUAAUUUAGUUACUUGUAAUUAUAUUUUACAACUCAUAAUUUUACCUUACAUAAUCAGAGUAUGUAGAAGAUAGGUGACAUAUGAUUAUAAAAAGAGUUGUGUGUGGCACAGGUCAGCGCGGGACUAUGGUACUCUCUCGUGCUGGGCGACUAACUCCGUGGGCACCCAGGCUGACCCCUGCAUGUUCACCGUGGUGGAGGCAGGCCCACCUGAGCGUGUAGGGAGCUGCGUGCUGGUGAACUUGACGGUUGGCACCCUGGAGGUGGGGUGCACUCCUGGUAACGAUGGCGGACUUCCCCAGCGCUUCGUUGCGCGAGUGUACACUUCCCCCAGCCACACUCUGUUAGCCACCAUAGAGGAACAGGAGCCCAGGUUUCAUGUGGAGGGUCUCACUCCCGGCCAGGACUAUCUUAUCACCAUCACCGCAGUCAACGCUAAGGGCGCCAGCGAGCCCGAGGAGAUUGAUGCCAUCCGUCUCAAGGUAGCGGAGAAGAGGAUGGGAGACGUGUCAGCGCCGCCCGUGUCUCCCCUGGUGGGUGUGUUCCUGGGACUAGUCGGUGGCUUUGUGUUGCUGCUGGUGGCUGGUAUACUGCUCACCCGGGUGCGCUCCAACAAAUGCAACUGUAUCCGGCACGGGGACAGAGACGUGGGUGUGGGAGGAGGUCAGCCCACAGCAGCUUCCAAAAUGUGUUCGAGUGGGCGCGACCACGCCUCCCGUAUUUCUCACGAUGAUGAUGACGACGAUGAUGAUGAUGAGGACGGUCCUGACGUAGUUAAAACCGCCAACGAAACAGCACAGCUCCUGGAGGGGCAAAAAUGUCCUGAAAUCGUUCCGACGAGAAGAUCGCAAUCGUACACACAUACUACGGUGAUAGGCGCGUCAGGGUCUAGUGAAGGACCUCAACUCACACCCAACGGCACUGGUGGUCGAGCCUUGUACAGGGACGCAGGCAGUCCUCAUCACCUAGGUCGUGACGAGAGCUUUGUAUAACUGGGACCUCAUCACUAUUGGUUCCUGAAUGUACAGCGCCGCCCGUAAUUCCUGUAGGAAGCUGAUCAGUUUUGCUACACCUUAAAUAGAGGUCAGACAAAUCAGCUAUACCUGGAGCAGAGGUCAGGCUGAUUAACCAUACCUGUAGCACAUGUCAGGGAGACUACCAGCUUCACCUAGAUCGGAAGUCAGUGAGGAUAUUCUGGUCAGUCAGUUAUUCUGGCCACCGACCACACCUGAAGGUCGUAGACAACAUCUGAGUAACGUUAGCACACUUAUAGGCUUUUCGCCAAAUGUGCAGGUCACCGGCUUCACUAGGAUCAACAGUAUCGAUCGCCAGAAUGCUGUUUCAUUCCUUAAACACAUUGUUGUGGGAGGUAUUCAGCAGUAUCGACAAGAGUGUCAAAACUUUCCACACACAGCCAGGAUGAAAGCUGCCUUGAUGAAGGGUCGCCCCAUCUGGCAACACGAAAUGUAACUUAGUGUAAAUGUAACGCUGA